This is a messenger RNA of Staurois parvus, 246 nucleotides long. Lineage: Eukaryota; Metazoa; Chordata; Amphibia; Anura; Ranidae. The record is from the annotation of a GenBank genome assembly.
AUGUCACUUCCUGACAUCAUUGCUUAGUACUUGUGAAAUCUGUGAAUGCUCAGAGCGGUCACAUGAGAUCACAUGGUACAGGGCUAUUCACAACAGCCUUGUACCAUGUGACAAGCUGUGACCAAUCACAGCUCUCACAGUAUUUCUCAAUGGCUGAAGAAGAAGAAAUGGUUGCGAAAUCUGUGAAUGAUCACAGAGAUCACAUGGUACAGGGCUAUUCACAACAGCCGUGUACCAUGUGACCAG